Molecule: messenger RNA, 1892 nt
Organism: Prorocentrum cordatum
Lineage: Eukaryota; Dinophyceae; Prorocentrales; Prorocentraceae
Source: the annotation of a GenBank genome assembly
CGGCCCCCUGGCCGGUUCAAGCAACCAGCAGGGAGGACACCUUCUGGGCUCAAGCCAACUUGGCUCAAGGCCAUAGUGUGAUCAAGCCGCCGUGAUGCAUCUUCUUCUCGGAUGCAAGACAUCAUUCGACGGUCUCGAGAAGGUGCUGUUUCACUCGAAGUGGCAAUCAAGGAGUGCGGCCGGACAAAACGAUGGAACGCAGCACUGCAGUUGCUCCGCGAAGGAGUGCAGUUGGGUGUGCAGCCCUCCCCAGGCCACUGCACUGCUGUUGCGAGCAUAUGCAGAAAAGGUGGGCAAUGGCAACACGCACUGUCGCUGCUCGGCGAGAUGUGGGAGGCGAAGCUGGCGCCCAACGUCAAACAUACUUGAGCUACAACUCCGGGAUCAGCGCGUGCGAGAAAGGCGAGCAGUGGCAGGGGGCUCUGGCGCUUCUCAGGGAGAUGCGGGAGGCGAAGCUGGAGCCCAAUGUCUCAGCUACAGCGCUGGGAUCAGCGCGUGCGGGAAGGGCGAACAGUGGCAGCGGGCGCUGGCAUUGUCCAGCGAAAUUUGGGAGAGGAAGCUGGAGCCCAACGUCAUCAGUUUCAGCGCUGGUAUCAGCGCGUGCGAGAAGGCCGAGCAGUGGCAGCCAGCUCUUGCGCUGCUCAGCGAGAUGUGGGAGGCGAAGUUGGCGCCCGACUCAGCGCCAAUACUGGAAUCAGCGCGUGCGGGAAAGGCGAGCAGUGGCAGCGGGCGCUGGCGCUGCUCAGCGAGAUGCGGGAGGCGAAGCUGGAGCUGAACGUCUUCAGCUACAGCGGAGGGAUUAGCGCGUGCGGCAAGGGCAAGCAGUGGCAGCGGGCGCUGGCGCUGCUCAGCGAGAUGCGGGAGGCAAAGCUGGAUCCCGAUUCAGCUAUAACGUUGGGAUCAGCGCGUGCGAGAAGGGCGAGCAGUGGCAGCGAGCCUUGGCGCUGCUCGGCGAGAUGCGGGAGGCGAAGCUGGAGCCAAACUCAGCUACAGCGCUGGGAUCAGCGCGUGCGAGAAGGGCGAGCAGUGGCAGCGGGCUCUGGGGCUGCUCAGCGAGAUACGGGGGGCGAAGCUGGAGCCCAACGUCACCUGUCAACUACGGCGCUGGGAUCAGCGCGUGCAACAAGGGCGUGCAGUGGCAGCGGGCCCUGGCGCUGCUCAGCGAGAUGUGGGAGGCGAAGCUGGAGCCCGACGUCAUCAGCUACAACGCUGGGAUCAGCGUUUGCGAGAAGAGCGAUCAGUGGCAGCGGGCUCUGGCGCUGCUCAGCGAAGUGUGGGAGACGAAGCUGGAGCCCGACUCAGCUACAGCGCUGGGAUCAGCGCGUGCGAGAAUGGCGAUCAGUGGCAGCGGGCUCUGGCGCUACUCAGCGAGAUGCGGGUCGCGAAACUGGAGCCCGACCCCUGGUCAGCUACAACGCUGGGAUCAGCGCGUGCGAGAAGGGCAAGCAGUGGCAGCGGGCUCUGGCGCUGCUCAGCGAGAUGUGGGAGGCGAAGCUGGAGCCCGACGUCUUCAGCUUCGGCUCUGGGAUCAGCGCGUGCUGUAAGGACGAGCAGUGGCAGCGGGCCCUGGCGCUGCUCGGCGAGAUGCGGGUCGCGAAGCUGGAGCCCGACGUCUUCUAUAUUACAAUGCCGGUCGCAGCGCGUGCGAGGUGACCGGCAGUGGCUCGGGGCCGCUCCCGAUGUCGUGGACGGAGUCCACGGGUAACCCCUUGUCAGCUACAACGCUGGGAUCAGCGCGUGCGAGAAAAGCGAGCAGUGGCAGCCGGCGCUGGCGUUGUUGAGCGAGAUGUGGGAGGCGAAGCUGGAGCCCAAUGUCAUUGGCUACAGCGCUGGGAUCAGCGCGUGCGAGAAGGGCCGGCAGUGGCAGCGGGCGCUGGCGUUGUUGAGCGAGA